Molecule: messenger RNA, 4829 nt
Organism: Melanotaenia boesemani (Boeseman's rainbowfish)
Lineage: Eukaryota; Metazoa; Chordata; Actinopteri; Atheriniformes; Melanotaeniidae
Gene: gnas
Product: GNAS complex locus
Exons: 12
Coding region: 1623-2762 (379 amino acids)
Biological process (GO): sensory perception of chemical stimulus; adenylate cyclase-activating dopamine receptor signaling pathway
Cellular component (GO): heterotrimeric G-protein complex
Molecular function (GO): insulin-like growth factor receptor binding; D1 dopamine receptor binding; GTP binding
Source: RefSeq, a predicted model, not a curated record
CUCUCCUCCUCUCUCGGUCCUUCCUUCCCAGGGUUCAAUGAGCGCUGUGUGGCCCCACCCCGUGUCUCUUCAGCGCUGUCUAUCUCCUCAAUGUAGGCUACUAUUCUCGGAGGGAGAGAAAGCGAGAGAGAGAGAAAGGGAGAAAAUAAUAACCUCCAAGAAUUGGUUUUUGCUGUCUUUCACCUUCCUCAACCAACGACCAGGAGGGGAGCGGCCUUCACGGUGGGAAUGUGCUGCUACAACCCCGCGUCCUAUUUUUUUUCUGAAUGUAAAUGCACAUGUAGUUUCAAGCCUGUAGCCUGUUUUCCCACCUCGGAUUCAAGGAGAAUAUAUGUAAAUGUUUAUUUGUUUGACAGUCUGUAGGUGUUUAAACAUAUCGGCCGUAUGUAUAGACUCUAAAAACUGAGCCUGACAGCGGGGGUUGAUUUAUUUUUUAUUUUUUUCCUUCUGCAAGAAACGUGGAAACAUUUCGAGGGAUUCUUACAUCUUUGUCACGUCUUCUUUUUUCGUUUGUAAUUUUUUUGCAAUUAUUAUUAUUAUUUUUAAAUUUUUAAUCUUGGAGGGAUUAAUCGGAUCCGAGCCUGGAAUCAAAGAAAAAAAUCGUCUAUUGGUGCGCAGUUUUGGAGGCUUGGUGGUGAUGUGAGGAGCUGAUAACACAUUUCACCAACAAAAGCGAGGGGCAGAGAGAGAAGGCCUUUUGGAGGAGAAAACACUGCAAGGAGCAGGCAUCGCAAAUAAGGAGGACAAAUUAAGGGGAAUUGGAUCGUUUCAGAAUUGAAGGUGGUGGAUUACCAAGACGAAAAGACAACCGCAACGAGUUUGGAGCUGUCUUGGCCUGAAUUGAUGCAGGGAAUAAAGAAGAGCCGGAUGACGACGGACGCAAGACUAUCACACAUGUAGCGUUGGGUGUAAAUAUUAUAUCCCUUCCUGCUGUCCCACUGGGUCCCCGACGAAGACAGCCGUCGGGGAGACAUAUAUAUAUAUACAAAGAGUAUAAGAAUACACCUAUGGAAAUGUUUAUUCUGAAAGGCGACGUGGAGACGAGCCGCGCCACAGCACGGGCGAGCUUUUCGGACACGCCGAUUUCGGCUCCUUGUCACGGGCAGCAGUGAGACGCAAGACCCGGGCUUUUGGACAUGCAAAUUAGGUUGUUUCUGCUGCCUCCGUUUGAGGUGAAAUCCAGGUUUUUGUUAUCGUAACAAACCUUGUGGAUUACAAUUCUUUAUCCAGUAGACAAGGGGGAGAUUUUUGAAGAAACAAUACAAACGCUAUAGUGCACGUGAAGGAGGAAAACUCGAGCAGAAUUCAGCAAACUGAGAAGGCGGCCUCCGUGUCGUCAGCAACAGUAUCCUGCCCUUUUUCUGACAGCAAAAUACGCUUUAUAGACACAUCAUUUAUACUGAUCUGAACCACGGAUAGUUGUGGAACAGACCAGGAUCGUUAAACUGUGUAAAUGUGGGUAACAUUGUUGCCAAAUCCGCGGGUUAAACGAGGGAUCUAAACUAGUUCAAUUUAUUUAUUUUUUUUUCUACAUAUCCCCCUCCCCUCCACUACUUCUUCUACCACCUCCUCUUCCUCCUCCUCCCCUGGACCCCCCUUUUUUUCUUUUUUCUUGCGGGAAGAUGGGUUGUUUGGGCAACAGUAAGACCGAAGACCAGAGAAAUGAGGAGAAGGCACAAAGAGAAGCUAACAAAAAGAUAGAGAAACAGCUCCAAAAAGACAAACAAAUAUACAGAGCGACACACAGACUACUACUUUUAGGAGCCGGAGAGUCAGGAAAGAGCACCAUAGUGAAGCAAAUGAGGAUUUUACAUGUCAAUGGCUUCAAUGCAGAAGAAAAGAAGCAGAAAAUUCAAGACAUCAAGAAUAAUAUCAAAGAAGCUAUUGAGACCAUCGUAACAGCCAUGAACACACUCACACCACCAGUGCAGCUGGCAUGUCCAGAGAACCAGUACCGGAUCGAAUACGUCCUCAACCUUGUCAACCAAAAGGAUUUCGAGUUUCCAUCUGAGUUUUACGAUCAUGCGAAGACAUUGUGGCAGGAUGAAGGGGUCCGGGCGUGCUACGAAAGAUCCAACGAGUACCAGCUAAUUGACUGUGCACAAUAUUUUCUAGAUAAGAUCGACAUUGUAAAACAGAGUGAUUACACUCCAACGGAUCAGGAUUUGCUUCGGUGCAGAGUACUGACCUCAGGGAUCUUUGAAACAAGAUUCCAAGUGGACAAAGUAAAUUUCCAUAUGUUCGAUGUUGGUGGUCAAAGAGAUGAGCGCCGGAAAUGGAUUCAGUGCUUUAACGAUGUAACGGCUAUCAUCUUCGUUGUGGCCAGUAGCAGUUACAACAUGGUGAUCCGAGAGGACAAUCAGACCAACCGUUUACAAGAGGCCCUCAACCUCUUCAAGAACAUCUGGAACAACAGGUGGCUGCGGACCAUUUCUGUCAUCUUGUUCCUAAAUAAACAAGACCUGCUCGCAGAGAAAGUGCUGGCAGGGAAAUCCAAAAUUGAGGAAUACUUCCCUGAAUUUGCUCGUUACUUCACACCUGAUGAUGCAACACCAGAGCCUGGAGAAGAUCCACGUGUUACAAGGGCAAAAUACUUCAUAAGAGACGAAUUCCUGAGGAUCAGCACAGCAAGUGUGGAUGGGAGGCAUUACUGUUACCCCCACUUCACCUGCGCCGUCGACACGGAGAACAUCCGCCGCGUCUUUAACGACUGUCGAGACAUCAUCCAGCGGAUGCACCUGCGGCAGUACGAGCUGUUGUGAUGGGAGAGGAAAGGUCUCCACCCAAAACCUGAAACAGAUCGGACUUCAAAAAAGAAAAAAAAACACUGAAUUUUGAUAUGUGUGAGCUCCUGUGACAAAAGGAGGAGGCAGUCAACACACACGCACAUACACACACACACACACACACACAUAUAUAUUCAGUAAACACACCCAGAACUGCCCCUGAUGCAAACUCCCUACCUGAUACAGAAAGAGCUAUUUUGAUGACAGGGUUUCAGGGGCUACAUCAUAAAGAGACUCUGAUCUCCACCUUCAGCCAUAUUCCAAGCUCCGUCACCUUUGUCAUUAUGUAUCGUACCCUGUACACAUUACCUUCACCUUUCUGAGAGCUGUGAACGGCCCAGUGUGGACCGUGUUUCCUGCAGUUGCGAUUGUAGGAUUUUCCCUGUUGGUGAAAAGCAAGAGAGCUAAAACAUCAAUGCAACUGGGAAAGAGAUAACUGUUGAAUUAUUGCAAAAAGAAAAUAAAUGUAUCACAACAGAUCCGCUGAACACUGUAUCUUACACACACACACACACACAAAAAAAGAAAAGGAAAAAAAACACAAGCACUGUGCUCAGGACUUGACUUGAACCGUGUUCACCAAACCUUCCUAUCACUACGACAUCUUUAAAUCCAACCAAUCUGCUUGCACAGAAACGUAUCACACCUGCUUUUUAAAGGACAGCAUGACCGGAGGGAAUCUGGAGGUGCUUUUCUGGUGACAAGUGGCGGGCUUCUUCAGCUGCCCACUAAUUUGUCCUGAAGGGCUUUGAGAUUAAAUGGAUCAAGUGGCUGUGCAACUAGCCCCGAAGAGCUGCAUUACCACGGACUAAACGGACCACGAGUGUGUUACAGAGACUACAGGGUGGGUAGGGCUUUGGAAACAGGACACACCUGACUGAUGUGAAUUUCUUUGGAGUUCAGACAUCUUAGACAGGGAAAACAACGACUUCUCCACAGAACUGUUUUGCCACCUGACUCUGCCUUGUUGGUAGUGGAGCAAAAUGUGAGGAGGAUAUAUUGAAUUUAAAAAGAAAAACAAAAUGAAACAAAAAAGCCAACUUUUUUGGAAUUUAAAUGGAGGGCAAAAAGUUCCCUUCUUCAGUACAGUAUCAUAUAAGUUAAUGAGAACUCUCAUCUUGUUUUAUUGUCUCCACAGCUGUUUUUGUCUGUGUAGACCUUUGUGCCAUUGUGCCCUGUGCGCUUUUUCUUUACUCUGUCAUUCUCUCCUUUUUUCCACCCUUGACACCCUUGUUCACUCUCCUCUUUCUUCCCCACAUCCUCUUUCUCCUCUUCCUCCUCUCUCCCCGUCUUUCCAGUUGCACUUUCCUGGCAGUGUUUGUUUAAGGAGAAAAUUAAAUAUUUAAACCUGGACUAUGAAAAAGAAAAUGACAGCAAACCGAAUUUUAUUGUUUUGUUUUUUUUUUUGUGUGUGUGUUUUUUUUUUUUUUUUGUUAUUUGUACUCGUGGUUGAACAACCUGCCCAUAGCUCCCUGCCUUUCCUCCCCCAUCAUUCCUCCAUCUUUCCCCCAACCUCUUACCCCUUUGUAUGUCUGUCUUUACUUUACUGCUGAACUAUUAUUCUUGUACAGACUGUAAAAUGUAUUAUUUUGUACAACUUUAUUGAAAAAAAAAAAAACUUUUAGAAGAUCCCUGUGCCUUGAUCACGACUGUACGUGUGUAAUGAGCUAAAGUGGGUGUCAUACUGCGCUGUAUAGCUUGGCCAAUACCCUCCUAAAUCCCUGCCUCCCUUGCUUCUUCCCUUUCUUUCUUUAUCCCUUCCUCUUUGUCUCUAUCUUGCUUUUUCCUCUGUCCUCGCUCUUCCUCCCCGAAGAUUGUGGACAACCAUUUGUAGCUUUUGUAGUUUUAUUUCUCUUCCCUUAUCCUUCCCAUUCUCUCAUUAUGAUUUAAAUGUCUAUUUUUGGAUCCAUAUACCCCAAAAAGAUAAAUAUAUGAAAUGUAUAUGGGUUUAAAAAAAAGUAUUUUAUUAGAAUCAAAUGAACCUUGACAAAUUGUACACUUGAUAGUGUGCGUAUUGCUAUAACUUAAAUCCUUUCAACUGAA